Apiotrichum porosum is the source of this 975-nucleotide messenger RNA. RefSeq lists its product as uncharacterized. The coding region runs from base 1 to 975 and encodes 324 amino acids. Gene Ontology annotation, molecular function: protein binding. NCBI's taxonomy places the organism in Eukaryota, Fungi, Basidiomycota, Tremellomycetes, Trichosporonales, Trichosporonaceae. The transcript is spliced from 4 exons. The record is from RefSeq and is a predicted model, not a curated record.
AUGCCACGCCGUCCCACCAAGCCACUCCCCCGUCGCCACUUGCUCGAGACGGGAUACACUUAUACACCUCCCGUUGACGGGACGUCCAUGCAAGACGUUAAGGAAGCAAAAAUCCAGUUCGAGCGUGGAAGCGCACUUUACAAGGUUGGCGAGUAUGAGGAAGCCGCCGACGCCUUCAACGAGGCCUUCGCAUUCGGUUACGCACCACGCAAACCCAGACUCGCCCUGUGCAGGUCUCUCCUGCACCUCGACCAGGACAGCAUCGAGGCGGCCAGAGAGCAAGUGACUCGGGUGUGCAAGCGAAACGACAAACUGCCAGAGGGGAGUAUCAAGGCCGAUUAUUAUCCCAUUCGCAACGUGCAGGACGAGUAUGCGCGGCUUCAGUCCCUACUCCCACCGCCGCCGCCUACGUCAACUUCCCCGUGGGCCGACCUUCCGGUUGAGCUCAUUGUGGCCAUCGGCACCUUUGCCAUGGAGGCCGAUCCCAAAUGGAAGGACGUCGAUCCCGAACACAAGGUAACAGGACCCACAUACAAGGGCAAGGUUCCCAAGGAGCACGUUAAGCCCGACGUUGUCUUCAGCAUGACAGGUGUUUGUACAACAUGGCGCUGUGCAAUUUUGGGAGCUCCCGUGCUCUGGUCAAGGCUCAAGCUGUCCAAGAAAAGGCCAGUUCUCAAACUGAAGAUGUUCCUGGAACGCAGCAAGCAGUCGAUCAUUUUUCUCGGCCUUCCCUUAUUCCGGACCUUGAGGACCAGCCAGUGGGAGGCCAUUGCCGACCUCCUCGGUCCCGGGCUCGAUAAAGUGUGCCACUUCGAGGCUACCUACGCGGAGAAGGUACUGCAGUGGACAACCCGCGGGUGCCGUGAGCUUCAAGUUGAAAAUGAAUAUUUCAAGGUUGAAAACUACCAUGGACGUGUUGAGGGUAUCAUUCAGGACUUCCUCGAAGAGGCCUCCGUCUAUCGUAGCCAGUUGUGA